AAACAAAACAGCGAGAAGCUUAAAAGCAAGCUAAAUCGAAGUACAGAUAAAGAGGCAAAGAUCCAGCAAAAGCAAAGGCCAUUGACAGUUGACACAGGACUCAAGUCCUAUGGGUUUCACCAUGGGUCUGAACCUGCUGCUGCUCGUGGCCAUGGUGGCCACCAACAUCCUCUCCCUCUACCACCUCACCUCCACACUUCAAACUCCCAAGAGACCCCCCUCUCCAGCUCCAGUCCCUGACCACCUCCUCAACCAGCUCCACACCAUACGCGCCACCAUCAACCACCUCACGCGCCACCACCCCACCACCAACCCCUCCACCAAACUCACCACCACCACCACCACCACCACUACUUCACCAGAUCUCCUCCUCCACUCCCGCCUCUCCCCCAUCGCCACCGCUUGCCACAACCACCCGGACCUCCUCCACAGGUACAUGAACUACACGCCCUUCUCGGUCUGCCCCCAAGGCUCCGACGAGCUCGCCGAGUCCCUCAUUCUGCGUGGCUGCCAUCCACUCCCUCGCCGCCGUUGCUUUUCCAAAACCCCACAAAAACCCACCUCUUCUCUCCCCCAAAACCCGUUCGUUCCUUCACUGCCAGACCAAAACGUUAUCUGGCAUAAAUACACUUGCAAAAGCUUCAGCUGCCUUAUGCGUUCCAACCCGAAUCUGGGUUUUGACCCGAUUGUCGAAACCGCCCGGUUCAUGACCUACAGCAACGAGCUCGACCUCCCGAUCCCGCAGCUGCUGCAGAUUGCCAAAUUGGCCAACUCGGUGCUGCGUCUCGGCCUCGACGUCGGUGGCGGGACGGGGACUUUUGCGGCCAGAAUGAAGCUGUACAAUGUCACCGUCCUGACGACGACGAUGAACCUGGGUGGGCCGUACAACGAGGCCGUGGCUCUGAGGGGGCUGGUGCCGCUUCACGUGCCGCUGCAACAGAGGUUUCCGGUGUUCGACGGGGUGGUGGAUCUGGUGCGCUGCGGCCACGCCGUGAACAGGUGGAUACCGUUGAUGGCGAUGGAGUUCUUGCUCUACGACGUGGAUAGAGUGUUGAGGAGUGGAGGGUACCUGUGGAUGGACCAUUUCUUUAGCAAAGGGGUGGAUCUUGACAAGCUCUAUGCGCCGCUGAUUGGGAAAUUGGGGUACAAGAAGGUGAAGUGGGCAACGGGUAAUAAGACCAAUUCGAAGAAUGGGGAGGUUUAUUUGACCGCACUUUUGCAGAAGCCUGUGUCAAAAUGAGGGUGAACCUGGAGUUAAGGUAAAUCCUGAGAAAAUUGCUCCAUCAAAUGAAUAGAUUCUCCAUACUCCUAGAAGCUGGAGUCCUUCGUAAAUUACUUAUCAAGCAAAAUAUUUAUUUCCACCAAGGUGGGUUAUACAGUUAGCUUGUUAUCAGUGAUGCAAAGGAUUGUAGGAUAAAAAGGAUCACGAGGAAGUUGAAGUCUGGGGGGGAAAAGAUGUUUGAGGUGGAUGGCCUUUAUUAUUGGUCUUAAUUGUUGGAUUUAUUUUUCCCUUCUUUCAAAUAAUCCUUGCUAGAUUGUAAUUCCUGUUAAUUGUUUAGAAAUAAAAUCUGCAGAGCAUUACACUUC
Messenger RNA from Alnus glutinosa, 1587 nucleotides. RefSeq names its product probable methyltransferase At1g29790. Bases 110 to 1240 code for a protein of 376 amino acids. The transcript has 2 exons. NCBI's taxonomy places the organism in Eukaryota, Viridiplantae, Streptophyta, Magnoliopsida, Fagales, Betulaceae. The record is from RefSeq and is a predicted model, not a curated record.